Messenger RNA from Cheilinus undulatus (humphead wrasse), 2501 nucleotides. Its product is annotated as guanine nucleotide-binding protein G(q) subunit alpha-like. Gene Ontology annotation, biological process: action potential; adenylate cyclase-modulating G protein-coupled receptor signaling pathway; phospholipase C-activating dopamine receptor signaling pathway. The record is from RefSeq and is a predicted model, not a curated record. Gene Ontology annotation, cellular component: heterotrimeric G-protein complex. The transcript is spliced from 8 exons. Gene Ontology annotation, molecular function: G-protein beta/gamma-subunit complex binding; GTPase activator activity; G protein-coupled receptor binding. NCBI's taxonomy places the organism in Eukaryota, Metazoa, Chordata, Actinopteri, Labriformes, Labridae. The coding region runs from base 334 to 1413 and encodes 359 amino acids.
CAGCCCCUGUCACAUGGUUCACUGCCGCUUUCACCCAGGAUACAUAGAGGGAGACUGCACCAGGACGCAGAGCAACACAACUCCGAGCUUUUCCCACAGCCGAGGCAGAAAGAAGCGCGUGAGGACAGUUUUCCCUGCGCGCGUCAAAGACUUUAGCGCAUUUUUGUUUAAUUCUGUAGCGCUAUGAAGUGAAACUCCGCCAUAUUCAGGCCACCACGCCCGGAACUGUGCUGUCAGGGAUACAAACUCGCUGCUUCAGUCCUUUAAAGUUGUUUCACAAACUUAAUUUCCUCUUCACAAGAGAGGAACAAGGGGAAGUGUUAUCCGGGAGGAAUGACGCUGAGCUCCGUGGGGGCUUGCUGCCUCAGCCCGGAGGCCAAAGAGGCUCGACGGAUCAACGAUGAGAUUGAGAGGCAGCUCCGCCGGGACAAGAGGGACUCCCGACGGGAAUACAAGCUCCUACUGCUCGGAACUGGAGAAAGUGGAAAGAGCACUUUCAUAAAGCAGAUGAGGAUCAUUCACGGCCGCGGGUACUCAGACGAGGACAAGAGAGGAUUCACCAGACUGGUCUACCAGAACAUCUUCACCUCCAUGCAGGCCAUGAUCCAGGCCAUGAACACGUUACAGAUCCCCUACAAGUACGAAAACAACAAGGCAAAUGCCAGCAUUGUCAGUGAAGUUCAAGUGGAGAAAGUCACGACAUUAACAAAGCCUUUCGUGGAUGCCAUCAGGUGCCUGUGGAAUGACCCAGGGAUUCAGGAAUGUUUCAGUCGGAAGAGGGAAUACCAGCUCUCCGACUCCACCAAAUACUAUCUAAAUGAUUUGGACCGGAUUGCUGACACUGCUUAUCUGCCGACCCAGCAGGAUGUCCUGAGGGUCAGAGUGCCCACAACGGGUAUUAUAGAGUACCCCUUUGACCUGGAGAAUGUGGUGUUCAGGAUGGUGGAUGUGGGUGGCCAGCGUUCAGAGAGGAGGAAGUGGAUUCACUGUUUUGAAAAUGUCACCUCCAUCAUGUUCCUGGUGGCGCUCAGCGAGUACGAUCAGGUCCUUGUUGAGUCUGCCAAUGAGAAUCGCAUGGAGGAAAGCAUGGCCUUGUUCCAGACGAUCAUCAACUAUGAAUGGUUCAAAGAGUCCUCGGUCAUCUUGUUCCUGAACAAGAUCGAUUUACUUGAGGAGAAAAUAAUGUACUCCCAUUUGGUCGACUACUUCCCUGAAUAUGAUGGUCCCCAGCGGGAUGUGAACGCGGGGAAAGAUUUCAUCUUAGAUAUGUUUGUGAGCCUCAAUCCCGAUGAGAAAAAAAUCAUCUACUCCCACUUCACCUGCGCCACGGACACAAACAACAUUCGAUUUGUCUUCCGCGCCGUGAAGGACCACAUCUUGCAGGGCAACCUGGAAGUCUUCAACCUGGUUUAAGGCGGCGUUUGUUGUCGCUGUAAUUCAAUCGCGUGUGCAGAGCUGGCAGCCGGGAGAGCCCUGCAGUGAUUCAGUUUGAACACUGAAACAGGAAAUUGAGAGGCUACAGAGCUUGUCGCCAAAUGACUUUACCGCUGGUGUAUUUCAAAUUUUCCUGUUAGGCUCUUUGGAAAUGGAUGUCUCCGACUAUAAUGAAGUGUGUCCUGACAAUUAAAGUGCUGCCUUAGUGAGGAGUCUAUUAUAGCAAGCACUCUGAGAUUUAUGGAGCUCUUUGUGAACAUUUUGGAGCAGUAACAGUGUAAAUGCACAUGGAUGGAUUGAGAGGGAGACAAAGUAUUUCAGUGGCCUUGAAUGGCUCGGUGGACUUAAAUGUAGCUGCGGAAGUGGAUGUAGUCUAACUGCAAAGCAGCAGCUCACAUCUCUGACACAAGAUAACUUUUUAAAGUUUAAAUCCUCUCAAUGAGUCAAAAUGAACACUAACAACACAGAUACUGAUUUGCACACUGUACUUUUCCUUACAUCUGUACAUAUACUUACACUCUGUAUGUGUGUACUUCACUUACUUGGGUAUUAUAUUUCCAUAACCUCAUUUUAAAUCUCACUAGACUUUGUACACUCGUCUGCAAUGGCAUUAUUCAGUGCAUUAUCCACUUUUUAUGAGCAUGGAAUUAAUGAAAUGUUAUGUAAUUUAACACACAUUUCAAAGGGAAUCCUGCUGUUUCUGCUACUUAAGCAUUCCUUUUAUUUCGUCAAAGCCAUAGAAUCAAGUGUUUUCGGUUCAGGGACUAUUUUUUGUAUCACUUUCUUAGAAUAGCUUUGAUUUUGCAGGGUUAGAUAACAUAAGUCAGUUUGCAUUUUAACUAUCACAUUGUACAGUAACUGUUGUGUUAAUAACCUUUGAGGUAUUAAACUAAUGCAUUCUUAAUCCAUAAAGGGGAUAAGAGCUAAUAAGAUCACAUCCACACGCUAAUGUGUACACGACCCUUCUCUCCUAAUUACAUGAACGAUUUAAUUUAUACACUGUCACUGCAAUGCACCCUUAGAGUUAUGAAUGUUCUUGUAUGAAUAAACAUUCAUUUUGUUGUUGA